AGAUUCAAAUUGUAAAUAGACAAGAAAUUAUUAAUCUAGAUGAAGAAUUUGCAGAGUCAAGUACUUCUACAAAUAACAAAAAACGUUCAAAUAUAGAAUCUCAAAAAUCUAAAAAACGUUUACGAAUAGAUUUUAAUUAA
Molecule: messenger RNA, 140 nt
Organism: Scutellospora calospora
Lineage: Eukaryota; Fungi; Glomeromycota; Glomeromycetes; Diversisporales; Gigasporaceae
Source: the annotation of a GenBank genome assembly